Trypanosoma conorhini is the source of this 1311-nucleotide messenger RNA. Its product is annotated as putative isocitrate dehydrogenase, mitochondrial precursor. The record is from RefSeq and is a predicted model, not a curated record. Gene Ontology annotation, molecular function: NAD binding; isocitrate dehydrogenase (NADP+) activity; magnesium ion binding. Bases 1 to 1311 code for a protein of 436 amino acids. Gene Ontology annotation, cellular component: mitochondrion. Gene Ontology annotation, biological process: isocitrate metabolic process. The transcript has a single exon. NCBI's taxonomy places the organism in Eukaryota, Euglenozoa, Kinetoplastea, Trypanosomatida, Trypanosomatidae.
AUGUUUCGCCGUGUAGCCUGCCGAGCCACACUCACCGCCGCCGCCGCGGCUGCGGCGUGUCAGAUGAGCACGACGCGGCCCCGCCUGGAGCGCAUCAAGGUCACGGGCAAGGUGGUCGACAUGGACGGGGACGAGAUGACGCGCAUCAUUUGGUCCCUCAUCAAGGAGAGGCUCAUUCUCCCCUACGUGGACGUCCCGAUAGAGUACUACGACCUCAGCAUCACCAACCGUGACGCCACCAACGACAAGGUGACAGUGCAGGCGGCGGAGGCCGUUUUGCGCCACAACGUCGGAAUUAAGUGCGCCACCAUAACCCCGGACGAGGCGCGGGUAAAGGAGUUUGACCUAAAGAAGAUGUGGAAGAGCCCGAACGGGACAAUUCGUAAUAUCCUUGGCGGCACCGUCUUUCGCGAGCCAAUCCUUAUAAAAAAUAUUCCCCGUGUGUUGCCAAACUGGCGCGAGCCGAUCAUCGUGGGCCGCCAUGCCUUUGGGGACCAGUACAAGGCGACGGAUGCCGUGUUUCCGCCGGGCCGGCUGGAGCUUGUGCACACCCCGCCCGGCGGCACCCCGACGGUGCGCGAGGUCUACAACUUCAAGAGCGAGGGGGUGGGGCUCGCCAUGUACAACACCCGCGAGAGCAUAGAGGAGUUUGCCGAGAGCUGCUUUGAGUUUGCCCUCAUGCGCAGGCUUCCCCUCGUGCUCUCCACGAAGAACACCAUCCUGAAGAAGUACGACGGCAUGUUCCUGGAGUCCUUCCAGCGCCUCUACGACGCCAAGUACAAGGAGCAGUUCGAGCAGCUGAAGCUGAGCUACUGCCACCGCCUGAUCGACGACCAGGUGGCGCAGAUGAUCAAGGGGCAGGGCGGCUUCGUGUGGGCGUGCAAGAACUACGACGGUGACGUCCAGAGCGACGUGGUGGCGCAGGGCUUUGGCUCCCUGGGGCUCAUGACCUCCGUGCUGUUUUGCCCGGACGGCAAGACGAUCGAGGCGGAGGCCGCCCACGGCACCGUCACGCGCCACUACCGCGAGUUCCAGAAGGGCAAGGAGACGAGCACCAACUCCAUCGCCUCCAUCUUCGCCUGGACGCGCGGGCUGGCGCAGCGCGGGAAGCUGGACGGCAACGCGGCCCUCGUCGACUUCGCCGCCACCCUCGAGGCUGCGGUCAUCCGCACCGUUGAGGCGGGGCACAUGACGAAGGACCUCGCGCUCUGCAUCCACGCGCAGGAGAAGCUGCAGCGGUCCCACUACGAGACGACGGAGGGCUUCCUCGACUGCGUCGCGGCGGAGCUCGCCCGCACGUGCAAGUCCUGA